Penicillium taxi is the source of this 513-nucleotide messenger RNA. RefSeq names its product NEDD8-conjugating protein UBC12. The record is from RefSeq and is a predicted model, not a curated record. The transcript is spliced from 4 exons. Lineage: Eukaryota; Fungi; Ascomycota; Eurotiomycetes; Eurotiales; Aspergillaceae. The coding region runs from base 1 to 513 and encodes 170 amino acids.
AUGCUCAAGAUCUGGACCAUGAAACAACAGCAGGAAAAGGCUGAAAAUGCUGAAGCCGCAGCAGCAGGGGAUAUGGCAGACCUGACACUCCCCGAUACGAUGCGAAUGGACUUUGCGGACCCUGACGACAUGCUCAAUUUCACUCUUAUCAUCGAGCCCGACGAGGGCAUGUAUACUGGCGGCGCUUUCAACUUCAGCUUUGCUAUCAAUCAGAACUUUCCUCAUGACCCGCCUAAGGUUAAAUGCUUGCAGAAGAUUUAUCAUCCUAAUAUCGAUCUGGACGGGAAUGUUUGCCUUAACAUCUUGCGCGAGGACUGGAAGCCUGUGUUGAAUUUGAAUGCCGUUGUUGUCGGGAUGCAGUUUCUUUUCUUAGAACCGAACGCCUCUGAUCCACUCAAUAAGGACGCUGCUAAGGAACUUCGCGAAACUCGUGACCUCUUCAAGCGCAAUGUGCGGUUGGCAAUGGCUGGCCAGACUGUUCACCGGGUUUCUUAUGACCGCGUGCUAAAAUAG